Molecule: messenger RNA, 3442 nt
Organism: Papaver somniferum (opium poppy)
Lineage: Eukaryota; Viridiplantae; Streptophyta; Magnoliopsida; Ranunculales; Papaveraceae
Product: retinoblastoma-related protein-like
Exons: 19
Coding region: 215-3208 (997 amino acids)
Biological process (GO): cell differentiation; negative regulation of G1/S transition of mitotic cell cycle; regulation of transcription by RNA polymerase II
Cellular component (GO): nucleus; transcription regulator complex; chromatin
Molecular function (GO): RNA polymerase II transcription regulatory region sequence-specific DNA binding
Source: RefSeq, a predicted model, not a curated record
GGCAACCUUUAAUGGAUAAUCUUACCCGACGUAUUAGCUCCUAAUCCAAUUACGGUAACACACUAUUCUAUACCAUACGAGUCUUUCCCGCGCCAUUUAUAACGGAGUUCUGAGAAAAAACAAAAAAAGAGGCACCAGCCGUAACGUCAGACACUGAGCGACUUCGAUCUGAACUAGUGACUGAGCGAGAGAGAGUCUCUGGGUUUGAGUAAGGAUGGAAGAUCUAAGUCCAUUAGAAGUUCGAUUCCUUCAACUCUGCAAGUCAUUACCAUCGUUUGAUGAAAAUUUUUAUACACAAUCUAUGGAUUUACUCAAGGAGAUAAGGAAAAAUCAUUUAUUACCGGAUACUUCUUCGUCUAUUGGAGGUGGAGAGGGAGAGGAAUUGGAAAUGUUUUGGUUUGCGUUUAUCUUGUAUUGGGUAAGAAGAUUGAGUGAAGGAUACAGUGGGAAAGCUAAUGGAGUGAGUUUGUGUCAGAUAUUGAGGGCGACUAAGCUUACGAUUGUGGAAUUUUUUAAAGAGAUGCCACAGUUUAAUUUGAGGGCUGGUUCAGUUUUAGUGAAAUUGUAUGGUGAAGAUUGGGAGAAGAAACUCGAGGCAAAAGAAUUGCAAAUGAAUUUCGUGCACUUGAGCCUUCUAAGCAAAUACUACAAACGUGUUUACGGGGAGUUCUUUUUGUCAAGUUAUGCCGAUGGGGAUAAAAAGAAUGUUAGUGCCAGCAUUAAGGGAAAUAUGUCAAAUUACCAACGGUUUGGAUGGUUGCUCUUUUUGGCACUGCGUGUUUAUGCAUUCCGCCGCUUUAAGGACCUGGUGGCUUGCACAAAUGGGUUGGUUUCGAUAUUGGCUAUUAUGAUUCUACAUGUUCCCCCAUGCCUCAGAAACUUCUCAACCCAUGACUCAAAACUGUUUGUCAGAAGAGGCAACAAGGGCGUGGAUCUUAUUGGGUCUCUUUGCAACAAGUAUGACACGUCGGAAGAUGAGUUGAGGAAAACAAUGGACAAAACCAAUAAUUUAAUUGUCCAAAUCCUAAAAAAGAAACCCUGUUUGCUAUCGGAGUGUAAAAUAGAACAUCUAGAAGGUAUUGACACAGAUGGGUUGACCUAUUUUCAAAAUCUAAUGGAGAAUUCAUCAUCUUUAUGCACAAGUUUAGAUACCUUAGAGAAGGACUAUGAUGAUGCAUUACGUAAUAAGGGUGAGCUGGAUGAGAGAGUGUUUGUUAACGAAGAGGAAAACUUACUUGGUUCAGGAGGUCUGUCUGGGGGUUCAGUUAAUAUUUCUGGGGCCAAGCGCAAGUUCGAUGCAACGGCCUCUCCUGCAAAGACGGCUACCAGCCCACUAUCCCCUCCUACUGCAUCGCCAAUAAGUUGUAAUUUUCUUUGUGACAACGUGGGGGUAGCUGCAACUCCCGUAAGCACAACAAUGGCGACUGCUAAAUGGCUCCGAACUGUUAUUUCUCCACUUCCUUCAGAACCCUCAUCAGAACUGGAGCAGAUUCUUUCUUCGGCUGGCAGGGAGGUGUUUAAUCAUGUUAUUCGUAGGGCCCGCAUAAUAUUGAGGGCUAUAUUUCCAGAUAACACUUCUGAUAAUACACAGAGUGCAAACAUGAUGGACAGUGUAUGGGCUGAGGAGAGAAGAGAGGAAGCUCUCAAGUUAUACUACAGGGUGUUGGAAGCUAUGUGUAGGGUGGAAGCUCAAAUAUUGCAUGUCAGCAACUUGAGCUCUUUAUUAACAAAUGAGAGGUUCCAUCGGUGCAUGCUUGCUUGUUCAGCAGAAUUGGUUUUCGCUACCCACAAGACUGUAAUAAUGUUGUUUCCCGCGGUCUUGGAGCGAACUGGCAUCACUGCUUUUGAUUUGAGCAAGGUGAUAGAAAGUUUCGUUAGAAAUGAAGAAACCCUUCCACGAGAGUUGAGGCGUCAUCUAAACUCUUUGGAAGAAAGGCUGCUUGAGAGUAUAGUAUGGGAAAAGGGAUCCUCACUGUACAACUCUUUGAUUGUUGCAAGGCCUGCGUUUUCUUCAGAAGUAAACUAUUUUGGAUUAUUAGCUGAUCCUAUCCCAUCACUGGAUACAGUUGCCGCACAUAAUAACAUUUCCUGCAGAGGUUUGCCACCCCUAUCUUUUUUGCACAAGCAUGAUAUAUCACAAGGUCAGAGCAGAGAUGUCCAAUCUCCCAAGAGAAUAUGUGGUGAUCACCUCAAUCUAUCUACGUCACCAGUAAAGGAUCCUAAAUUGGCCUUCAAGAGUCCCAAAUUAAAUUUAUCGCCACUUCCUUUACAAUCUGCUUUUGCCAGCCCAACCCACCCAAAUCUAGGAGGGGGUGUAGCAUCUGCUGAAAUGGCGAUCAAUGUUUUCUUUAACAAGAUUGUUAAAUUAGCUGCUGUAAGAAUCAAUGGGUUGGUUAAAAGUCUCCAACUGUCUCAGCAGAUAAGAGAGACCGUUCAGUGUCUCCUACAACAAAUACUUAGUAGGCGGACUGAACUGUUUUUUCGUCGGCAUAUUGACCAGAUCAUCCUCUGCUGCUUUUAUGGAGUUGCAAAGAUUUCUCAGUUAAGCUUGACAUUUAAGGAAAUCAUUCACGCAUACAGAAAGCAACCACAAUGUAAACCUCAAAUUUUCCGACAUGUAUUUAUUGACUGGUCAUCUUCACACCAGAAUGGGAAAACAGGUCAAGAGCAUGUUGAUAUUAUUUCCUUUUACAAUGAAAUUUUUGUUCCAUCUGUAAAGUCACUACUGGUGGCAGUCCAUUCUGCCAGUGCAACUUCUAAAGCCAAGCAGCUCCCAGAACCAAACCAUAACAUUGAUGGAACUGGCAAAUGCCCUGGAUCACCUAGGCCACCGCCAUUUCCAAGUCUCCCUGAUUUAUCUCCAAAGAAAUUAUCUCCAGCACAUAAUGUCUACGUCUCUCCCUUGCGAUCGUCCAAGGUGGAUGCUUUGAUCACGCUACCAUCUAAAAGCUACUAUGCAUGUGUUGGAGAAAGCACUCGUGCUUAUCAAAACCCUUCCAAAGACUUAACUGCCAUAAAUAACCACUUAAAUGGCAAGGUCAACACAAAGCUGGACUUCGAUAAUGUUGCCAUAGUAAGCGACUCUCUUGUUUCGAGCAGUCUUCACCGUGAGAGUGACAGUGAUAUCUCUGCUCCCAUUACAACUGCUGCUGCUACUACUUCUAAUUCACUGUUGGAAUUUAAGCAGUCGAAUAACACCUCAGACUAACUGAGGCAAGAUUAUAAACACAUCAUCAUCAACCGUGACCCAUAGAGAAAACACUGACCCCUAAAAAAAGAGAGAAAGGAUACAAUCUUUUUAAAAGAAGUAAGCUGAAGAACCCAAUUCAAAACCAUCGGCGACUCCUGGGAAUGCAUCUGAAACAGACGGCAUUCUGCCAAACAUCGGGCUAUGCACAUACUCCCCGGUGUCAAAACCCAAACAAGACCCACUUGACACCGU